Molecule: messenger RNA, 348 nt
Organism: Prunus armeniaca (apricot)
Lineage: Eukaryota; Viridiplantae; Streptophyta; Magnoliopsida; Rosales; Rosaceae
Source: the annotation of a GenBank genome assembly
AUGCUAGUAAAAUUUAUCCCACAGCAACAGUUCAACAAACUCAUCACAUCUUUGGAAGAAAACUCAAAACGGCCUCAAGAACUAGCUUGUUCUCUUUCUCACCCAAGUCCCUCCGUCAAGCAAUUCGAAUCUUUCAUAAACCUUCAUAUUGCAAGUCAAGAUGAAAAACUCACCUUUAUUCUAUCAAGAUCCCAGCAAAUCAGUAAGAAGAUGGCAUUCCUCAUGCUUUGGAACCUCUCAAUCAAGCCUGAAAAAGAAACAAGGGAGUACGUUGGCCAGAUCAGGUGCCGGAAGGGAACUAGUAAACAGAAAGGGGGUGCCGGAAGUAGAAUCGCUAUUAAAGCAUAA